AUGAAAACAGGGGCUGAAAAACCGCAGAAGAAAGUCAGGUUUCGUGUGGCUUCAGCUCACAGUGGGAGAAUAAUAAAGGAGGUCUUCACUGAGGAAAGACCGUCAGACUCACUUGAUUCAGAAUGUGCCACUAGCUCCGAGGCAGACCAGUUUAGUACACAAAGUGAAGUCAACGGGCAUCAUAAUGGGCAUCUGGGAUCGGAGCUUGAUGACAGUGAAAGUGAUCCAGACGAUUUGCUUCUGCUUGCUGGGGCAUCGAAGGACAGGGUUUUUGGUACGAAACGAAUCAAUAUAUUAAGUAAAAAUGGCACAGUGCGUGGUGUGAAGCACAAAGUUAGCGCGGGUCAAGCGCUUUUUAACAACCUCUCAAAUGUCUGUCAGCAGCCAACAUUGCUGCUGGAAUUUGGAAGAAUAGUAAUCUAUACUACGAGUUUCCGGGUAGUGAGAACAACCUUUGAAAGAUGUGAACUAGUGAGAAAGAUAUUUCAGAACCACAGAGUUAAAUUUGCAGAGAAAAACAUUGCGCUAAACAUUGACUAUGGGAAAGAGCUGGAGGAGAGGUGUAAGAGGGUGGCUGAAUCCCCUUCGCUUCCUGUGGUUUUCAUUGAUGGACAUUAUCUUGGGGGUGCAGAAAAAAUAUUGGCAAUGAAUGAAUCGGGAGAUCUGCAGGAUCUUUUAACCAAAAUUGAGAAAGUACAACAUCCUCAUGAGUGCACCUCUUGCGGGGGGUUUGCUUUUGUUCCUUGUUCAGUGUGCCAUGGGAGCAAGAUGUCAGUGUUCCGAAACUGCUUCACAGACUCUUUCAAAGCUCUGAAAUGCACUUCAUGCAAUGAGAACGGUCUGCAGCCUUGCAAGAGCUGCACCCACUGA
Molecule: messenger RNA, 870 nt
Organism: Polyodon spathula (Mississippi paddlefish)
Lineage: Eukaryota; Metazoa; Chordata; Actinopteri; Acipenseriformes; Polyodontidae
Gene: grxcr1a
Product: glutaredoxin and cysteine rich domain containing 1 a
Exons: 5
Coding region: 1-870 (289 amino acids)
Biological process (GO): sensory perception of sound
Source: RefSeq, a predicted model, not a curated record